AUGGCUCUGCUGAAAUCGGGCUGGCUCUGGCGGCAAUCGACCGUCCUCAGGCGCUGGAAGCUGAACUGGUGCGACCUGUGGAUAGACGGAAGUCUGCUGUUUUAUAAGACGGACUCGAGGAAGGACUACGAGACUAGAGUGAGGCUGAAGAGUGCAUGUGUGAAUGUGAAGUCCGGCCUGGAGUGUGCAGGUGUGUCUCCGCCGGAGAGCCAGCCAAGGGAGAAUCUGUUGGUGUUGUACCUGAACGACGGCUCCUGUGUGUCCCUGUGUGCUAACAGUGAGGAUGAGGCCCUGGCUUGGAAGCUGACAAUCAUGGAAGCAAAGCAAAGUCCUUUCUAUAGUUAUGAUCCCUAUAACGAUACGUACCAGUGUGUUCCUGUUAACGGACACAACGCUGUGUACGUCACGCCAGGCAACGGCAACGGAGGUACUCACCAUGUCUGGGUGCACAGAGAGCGCUGUGAUGACUGGACCGGAGAGCAGAUAGCACUGAGUUUGCUGGCUGGUAUAGCAGCGGGCACCGUGCUGCGCUCGUUCCUCUGGAUGCCACUGUUGUACUGCUGAUACACUCAGCUAUUUCGAGGCGGUCUCCGCCUUA
Molecule: messenger RNA, 598 nt
Organism: Ictalurus furcatus (blue catfish)
Lineage: Eukaryota; Metazoa; Chordata; Actinopteri; Siluriformes; Ictaluridae
Gene: plekhb1
Product: pleckstrin homology domain containing B1
Exons: 6
Coding region: 1-564 (187 amino acids)
Biological process (GO): regulation of cell differentiation
Cellular component (GO): membrane
Source: RefSeq, a predicted model, not a curated record